Messenger RNA from Dothidotthia symphoricarpi CBS 119687, 1705 nucleotides. RefSeq lists its product as uncharacterized. Lineage: Eukaryota; Fungi; Ascomycota; Dothideomycetes; Pleosporales; Dothidotthiaceae. Gene Ontology annotation, molecular function: GTP binding. Bases 39 to 1634 code for a protein of 531 amino acids. The record is from RefSeq and is a predicted model, not a curated record. The transcript has 4 exons. Gene Ontology annotation, cellular component: nucleolus.
CCGCUUCAACAGGACAUCCAGCAAAGUAGUAAUCCACAAUGAAGGUCGGAAAGCCCCAAUCGAAGCGUGUACCGGUACGCCUCCGACACAGUCGCGCAAAGGCGUCGGCGGCGAAGCAGCGGAAAGACAAGAAGAUUGCGAAGAAGGAUCCGACAUGGCGAUCCAAGUCGAAAAAAGACCCCGGAAUUCCCAACCUGUUCCCGUACAAGGAUAGGAUUCUUGCCGAAGUCGAGGAGCAGCGGAGGCAGAAGGAGGAGGAGAGUGCCCGUCGCCGAGAACUCGCGAAACAGCAGAGACUCAACGGCGGAGCUGCUGGAGAUGCUAUGCAGGACGACGCAGCGCUAGAUGUCGACAACGACCUCCUAGAUGACGACAGCGAGAUGGACGAUUCCAUGCAGGUGGACGAAUCUAACCCUAUGGCCGCUUUGCUUGCGUCUGCAAAAGCACGCGCCGCCGCGUUUGAUCAGAAGAACGGCCAAGACGAAGACGCUAUGGACGACGACGAAAGUGAGGACGACUUCACACGAUUCGACGCAGAGGACGACGAGGGCGCAGUCAACGUCCGUAAGGAUUCGUCUAGGAAGCAGUUCGACAAAGUGUACAAGCAAGUUGUCGAUUCUGCCGACGUCGUUCUGUACGUCCUCGAUGCAAGAGAUCCAGAGGGGACACGAUCGAAGGAGGUGGAGCAGAUGGUCAUGGCAGCCGACAGAGGAAGCAAGCGCAUGAUCUUCAUUCUGAACAAGAUCGAUCUCGUGCCGCCACCGGUUCUCCGGUCAUGGCUUAUUCACCUCCGCCGCUCGUUCCCAACCCUGCCACUGCGCGCCUCGAAACCCGCACCAAACGCGAAGACUUUUGAGCACAAGGAUCUCACGAUGAAGGGCACCUCUGAGACUCUGUUUAAGGCUCUCAAAACUUUCGCCGAGUCCCGACAACUCAAGCGCUCAGUCAAGGUUGGAAUCAUCGGCUAUCCUAACGUCGGCAAGUCAUCUGUUAUCAACGCCUUGUCGUCGAGGAUGGGUGGGAGGACCGCCGCCUGCCCAGUAGGCGCGGAAGCUGGUGUCACCACGAGCUUACGCGAAGUCAAACUGGACAACAAGCUGAAGCUCCUUGACUCCCCGGGUAUCGUCUUCCCGAACACCUCAGAGGGGUCGAAGGAGAACAAGGUUCAACAACAAGCUCGACAGAUCUUGUUGAAUGCCAUCCCGCCAAAAGAUGUGGACGACCCUGUGCCAGCUGUAAACCUACUUUUGAAGAGGCUUUCUUCAUCGGAGGAUCUGUUCGCAAAGCUCAUGGCUGUCUACGAUUUGACCGCGUUACACACUGUUGCCGGAGACAAGACGACAGAUUUCUUGGUUCAGGUUGCGAGGAAGAGAGGCCGGUUGGGCAGGGGAGGCAUUCCCAACCUUCACAGUGCGGCGCAGACGGUCAUCAACGACUGGAGAGAUGGACGAAUCCAAGGAUGGGCAACUCCUCCAAAGCACAACCCUGCCGCAACUUCGACCACAAAGACCGCCCCAGCUUCAAAAGGCCUUGUGGGCGACCAGAAGGAGAUUGUCAAGGAGUGGGCUGCGGAGUUCAAGCUUGAAGGUCUUUGGGGAGACGACACGAACGACAAUGAUGCAAUGGAAGCGUGAACAUGGCUACUACUGAUGAUAGUCUUUGAUAUAGGCGAUUCGGCGUUCAAAACUGGGCUUUGGGGCAUUCG